GGGAAAAGAGGGGACGGCGGUGUGUCUCGACCUUUCCCGAUAAGCUCGACCAUUGCUCGAAUGGGAACGCCUAGGGUUUCGAUCCACGAGCUUUCUCGCCAAUCUCUUCCUCCCUCCCUCGCUAUCUGGAUUAAACUAGGAUUUCUCAGCAAAAGAAAUUUAUAAUCUCCCAUCUUUCUCCGGCCUUUCUUCCUUGUUCCCCGAUUCCCCUAACUCUACCACUAGCUCCUACUCUUCUUGCUGCAGCUGUUACUGCUGUUCGUUCACCGUCGCUGUCGCUCUUCUUGCGCACCGAGGAAAUUGCGGGGGGAGACGAAGAGAUCGAGGACCAGUAAUGGCGGAUUGUUGUCCGAAGCGGGCGUAGCACCUCGACGAAGAUUUUGCUGUCGUCUCAUUCGGAGGAGAGGAGAGGCAGAGGCUGGAGGGCGGCAUUUGCGGAAGGAGCUGUUUGGCGCGUCGGUCUCGAUGAGAACUGGAGGAAUGCACGUCGAUCGGGGCUCGUCUGCUUCGAAUCCGGAGUAAAGGAUCGAUUUUGGGGGUGGGAUUCUCUUGUGCUUGGAGAUCGAGUGGGUAGAUCUGGAAUGCGGAGGCAUUAAAUCGUCGCAAGACGUUGCUGCUGUAGCUGCUGCCUUCAUGUCGUUGUGCUGAUUUCUAGCCACCCGACGAGCCAGCGCGAGUAGCGGGAAGAAAGAGGGGGAAAAGGAAGCCAAGAACAGCUGAUCGCCGCUGCCAGAAAAAAAGCAAAGGCUCCGAGCUGACUUGUCCGGCCACCUACUUUGUCUACAGGUCUCGCAUUUCCUCUCCAUUCUUUGUUUUCUGGUCUCCUAUCCUUGCUGCUGUACUGCGGUUGUGAACUCGCCAUGAAUGCUGAAGGACGGCCUUCUGCUAACUCCCAGAAACCCUAAGUCCCGGAGUUGCCAUAUCCCCUCAGUCUCGCCCACACCCACCACACUCCACUUGCAGGAAGGAGAUCGAGGGGUAGAUAUAAUAAGGAGUGGCCGAUCACGCGAUAAAGAUCCUAUCUUUGUGCCCAGGAGAGGCAUGAGAGCAAGAUGGAAUUGGAGGAGAACGACCACGCUUCCAAGAGGUCCCGGAUGAUGUGCAACGGCAGUCAGGCGGCCAAGAUAGGGCGCAAGCAGCUCGCGAGGGACGACGACGAGGACGGAGAGAAGAGGAAGGGCGAAGGAGGGGCUGAUGCCAACCGCAUCGGGUCCUGGCAGCAUUACCCGUCGUCAAGGAUCUUUCGGGUCUCGCGAGCCUCCGGCGGCAAGGACCGGCACAGCAAGGUCUACACCGCGAAGGGCCUCCGCGAUCGGAGGGUCCGUCUCUCCGUCUCCACCGCCAUUCAGUUCUAUGACCUCCAGGACCGCCUUGGCUGCGACCAGCCGAGCAAGGCCAUCGAGUGGCUUAUCAAAGCCGCUGCGGCCGCCAUCAACGAGCUUCCUCCGCUCGAUGGCUUCCUAAAGCCACCGCACCCUAGCGGGGAAGAGAUCAUGGAGAUCAAUCCAGAUGUUGAGUGUAGCUACAAUCAGCAACAACAACAGCAGCAUCAGUCGAGCAAGUCGGGCUGCAGCAGCACCUCGGAGAUCAGCAAAGGCUCGGUUCUGUCACUCUCACAGUCAGAGAGCCGCAUCAAGGCCAGAGAGCGAGCACGAGAACGAACUGCGAAGGACAAGGCGAAAGAUAGAGACGACAGUGGCCCCAUUGUGGCGUCCCAUCACCAGAACCAGAACCCGAACCCGUACCCGAACCCUCAGACCCCCUCCUUAACUACUACCUUCACGGAGCUUCUUACUGGUGGCGGCAGCGUCCGCAAUAAUUCCAACGUAACCGCUGCCGUUGCAGGCCAGAACUCCGACCGCAGUUGCAUUCAGAAGCAAAUCUCCACAGCGGAUUACUUCGUCCAAGCUGGUCUCUUUGCUCAGCCGCAAAAGAGUCACCAGCUGCCGUCGAGUUUUCCCUCCCAAUCCCACUUUGGGAACAGAUCCCCGAUGGGAAUGUUGCCAUUCAACAUAGCUGCCACUGGCCACCAUCCCGAAAUGCAGCAGUUAUUCUUACAGGACCAUGUCUUCCCCGUCUCGGCAGUGGCAGCGUCAGGGGAUUACAAUCUCAACUUCUCAAUUUCUUCGGGAAUUGCAGGUUUCAGUAGGGGGACCCUUCAGUCCAAUUCACCAGCUCAGAUGCCUCAGCAGCACCAUCACAGUCACAACAAUCUACCGAGGCUCUCUUCUACCGUUGACGGAUCGAACCUGCAGUUCUUCUUCGGUUCUGCCGCUGGUUCGGCUGCAGCCGCCACCAGCGCAGAGAAUCAAUUUCCGGCAGGGAUGGACGGCGGCCUGCAGCUCUGCUAUGGGGAUGGCUAUCGGCAUUCAGACCUCAAGGGGAAAGGGAAGAGAUGAGUUAAUCAGAAAAAAAGAUGCCAUUUUGUGCAUACUCCAUUGCUGAUGGAUGAUGCAGGAAAGCAACGACUGCAAAGCAUGGAAAUGGCACCUUUCCUGGAAUAUUGUUUGCAGCAAGGACUCCAGUAGAACUGUGGUCAAAAUCAGAAUUGCUUUGUUCUUUGUUCUCAUCAAUUGCAUUCAUAUCAUGUGUGAGACAGUUCUAUCAUUGUGUGAUUGCAGAGUGAAACCUGGUUAUGUAAUGGUAAACAAUCCAUCUUUAUUGCU
This is a messenger RNA of Musa acuminata subsp. malaccensis (wild Malaysian banana), 2666 nucleotides long. The record is from RefSeq and is a predicted model, not a curated record. Lineage: Eukaryota; Viridiplantae; Streptophyta; Magnoliopsida; Zingiberales; Musaceae.